GGUCAACGGCUUGACAUGGGUUUGAUCGUGUCCUACAUAUUUAAACGCAACGCCAGCUGGAAUUUACCGUACUCCGCGCAUGCGCACGACCAGUCGUCCGCCCGACAAGCAGACAUGGCGGCGUCCCUGAUCUGCGGCCGUUUGACGGCAUGUCUGAAGACUUCGGCGCCCAAGGGCGCCAUGGGCUCCGUUUCCAAGGUGCUGUCAGGUUCUUCGGGUCUGUUUGGAGGCUGCCCUUCGACGUCUCCGCCGCUGCAGCAGCAGCAGCUGAGGAGCUUGUCCCUCCAUGAGUACAUGAGCAUCGGACUGCUGAAGGACGCCGGCAUCUCGGUGCCCGCCGGCAUGGUGGCCAGCUCCUCGGACGAGGCCUACGCCGUGGCCAAGCAGAUCGGCUCCAAGGACCUGGUGGUGAAAGCUCAGGUGCUGGCGGGCGGGCGCGGCAAAGGAACCUUCGAGGGCGGACUGAAGGGAGGCGUGCGGAUCGUCUACUCGCCCGAGGAGGUGCGGGACGUUUCCUCGCAGAUGAUCGGCCGCAAGCUGUACACCAAGCAGACGGGCGAGGCGGGCCGCAUCUGCAACCAGGUGUUCAUCUGCGAGCGGCGCUACCCGCGCAGGGAGUACUACUUUGCCAUCACCAUGGAGAGGUCCUUCCAGGGCCCCGUGUUGAUCGGCAGCUCGCAGGGGGGCGUCAAUAUCGAAGACGUGGCGGCGGAAAAUCCCGACGCCAUUGUCAAGGAGCCCAUCGACAUCGUGGAGGGCAUCAAGAUGGAACAGGCGCUCAAGGUGGCGCAGAAGAUGGGCUUCCCGCAGCCGCUGCAGAAGGAGGCCGCCGAGAACAUGAUCAAGCUCUACAACGUCUUCAUCAAGUACGACGCGUCCAUGCUGGAGAUCAACCCCAUGGUGGAGGACUCCUCGGGCGUGGUCAUGUGCAUGGACGCCAAGAUCAACUUUGACUCCAACGCCGCCUACCGGCAGGAGGAGGUUUUCGCCCUUCAGGACUGGACCCAGGAGGACCCGCGAGACCGGCAGGCGGCCAAGGCCGACCUCAACUACAUCGGCCUGGACGGAACCAUCGGCUGCCUGGUGAACGGCGCGGGCCUGGCCAUGGCCACCAUGGACAUCAUCAAGCUGCACGGGGGGACGCCCGCCAACUUCCUGGACGUGGGCGGCGGGGCCACCGCCCACCAGGUCACCGAGGCCUUCAAGCUCAUCACGUCCGACAGGAAGGUUCAGGCCAUCUUGGUCAACAUCUUCGGAGGCAUCAUGAGGUGCGACAUCAUCGCCCAGGGCAUCAUCAUGGCCGUCCGCGACCUGGACCUCAAGAUCCCCAUUGUGGUGCGACUGCAAGGUACGCGGGUGGACGACGCCAAAGCUCUGAUCGCCGCCAGCCCGCUGAAAAUCCUGGCCUGCGACGACUUGGACGAAGCUGCCAAAAUGGUGGUCAGGCUUUCGGAAAUCGUCUCGCUGGCCAAGGAGGCCCAAGUGGACAUCACCUUCCAACUUCCCAUCUGACCUCCUCCUGGCCGCCAGCGCUUCCCGUUUGACCUCACCUGGACA
Messenger RNA from Hippocampus zosterae (dwarf seahorse), 1557 nucleotides. It is a transcript of the gene sucla2, whose product is annotated as succinate-CoA ligase ADP-forming subunit beta. Gene Ontology annotation, molecular function: ATP binding; succinate-CoA ligase (ADP-forming) activity. Bases 16 to 1512 code for a protein of 498 amino acids. The transcript has 11 exons. Gene Ontology annotation, cellular component: mitochondrion; succinate-CoA ligase complex. Gene Ontology annotation, biological process: tricarboxylic acid cycle; succinyl-CoA metabolic process. Lineage: Eukaryota; Metazoa; Chordata; Actinopteri; Syngnathiformes; Syngnathidae. The record is from RefSeq and is a predicted model, not a curated record.